AGAAGAUUAAAUACGUGUUUCGAAACCGACAGAAGCCGUUCUUCCUGCACGUCAGAGGAGGCUGUGUUCUGCUAUUCUACUAUACAUUUACAAAGCACAAACUCAAAACUUUCGCUCAAACUCUUCGUCUUACUUACGGUAUACCACGACCAGGCCAGAACAGCAAUCUCGCGCACGAACCACAGCAACAAUGCGUUCCGCCUCUGCAACUCUCCUGGCGGUGGCCAGCACUUUCUUCGCUGGCGCCAACGCCUGCUUGUACUUCAAUGCCACCCUCACAGACACCAAGCUCUCUGUCUACAGCUGGGACGACGCCAACAACAACAACGCUACCAACCCAGAAGAUAUCAUCUGCCAAGGACAGAACCUCGACCAAGAGAGCGACGGAUACUGGAGUGUUCCUUGCGCUCGCGCCGACAACGCCACAAGCGACACUGUCUUCGACGUCUUCCUCAACAAGGACAACACUCGCUUCCUGGACGUCAUCUACAAGUACUCGAACCCAGAAGCUGCGGGCCUUCAGCAAGGCUCUGGAGACCCGAACCCAGACGAGUUCUACUUCAACUUCCGUGUUGGCAGCGUAGAUGGAAAGUUCUUCAAGUCUCGGGAGUUCUGCGCGCAAUAUGAUCUGUUCAGACUGCUCAAGCCGGAGGCCCUCAAGAACCCUUGCGACUCCCUGGACUCAUGUUAAGAAGCUUUAUUCGAGGAGCAGAGUGAAGGCGAGCGAAGUUAAUGAUGAGGAGGCGAGAAAUCUCGGGAGAACUGCUCUGAACUCAGCACAUUUCACGCAUCAGAAUGCACAAAAUCAAGCAUGAUUCGCUCCUUUGCACUUUGUAUUGACAAGAUUAGAUUCUGUACAGCAUAGUACUCAUUAUACGACCCAAGAAACAUGUUCUCAAGUCGUGGCUGCCGUUACUGUCAUGAAGCUAUCCCCCACCGACCCAAUCUAUCCCAGUUUUGAUUACCCAGACCGAAGACGCCUUUAAAUCAUCCGCAAACUC
Molecule: messenger RNA, 1001 nt
Organism: Cercospora beticola
Lineage: Eukaryota; Fungi; Ascomycota; Dothideomycetes; Mycosphaerellales; Mycosphaerellaceae
Source: RefSeq, a predicted model, not a curated record